Bolinopsis microptera is the source of this 1972-nucleotide messenger RNA. Its product is annotated as cholesterol 24-hydroxylase-like. Lineage: Eukaryota; Metazoa; Ctenophora; Tentaculata; Lobata; Bolinopsidae. Gene Ontology annotation, molecular function: iron ion binding; cholesterol 24-hydroxylase activity; heme binding. Gene Ontology annotation, biological process: cholesterol catabolic process. Bases 89 to 1627 code for a protein of 512 amino acids. The transcript has 2 exons. The record is from RefSeq and is a predicted model, not a curated record.
UGUACUUAAAUUUCGACGAAAUUACACUACCACACCGACCACCUCAUUAUAUAUCAGUAUUGUACUAGAAUCAGUUUUGUUUGGUCAGAUGUUGCUGGAAUUUAUUAGUCUUACAGUUGUUCUCACUGUAUUUUUCAAGCUUUGUUACCUAAAAUAUGAUCACUGGAGAUUCUCUCACUUGCCCGGCCCACCGACACAGAAUUUCAUCUUUGGAAAUGCUCUACAAUUCAGAAAACGACUGAUGACUGAUGGCGCUUGGGCUCCCUAUUGGCUGGACAUGGUCCGUGAACACGGCAAGAUUUUCCGAUUGUGGAUGAUGAUGAAGCCUUUGGUGUUUGUUGCAGAUCCUAUUGUGCUCAAAGAAAUGGUCACUGACUUCAAGAAAUUCCCUAAAAUCCGUGAAGCUCGAGGAUUCAUAGCUCGGAGAUCUAUAGGAUUUAAUGCACAGAGAAUGUACACGCAAAGGUUUUGCGGAUAUGACAGUAUUUUUACUGUUGACAUGGGACCAAUAUGGAAACGGAAAAAGAAAAUAAUGGAUCCAGCAUUUGGUAUACAGCCUUUAACAAAACAUUUGUGCAAGUUCUACGACAUAGCAGUUUCCCUGUGUGAUGCUAUUGAAACAGCUCAACAAGAAUGCCUAGGAGAGCCUGUUGAUAUAACAGACGUCGUGGCCCCUUUCACUGUUGAUGCCAUAAGUAAGGCAGGUUUCAGUGCCGACAGCAACCAGAUGAGCAAACUACGCAGACAAGGCGAGGAUGCCAAAAGUAGUGAAGCAAACAAGAAGAUCUUAGCCAAAGCAGGAAGAGUUCUUCUUAUGGUGCUCGAUCCCGAUACUAGGAAGAUCUUGGUUAAUUAUGCUGAAAGUAUUAAAAAGAUAAGAAAGAUUGGAGCUCAGAUGAUAAUUGACAGAACUUCUAAUGGUGAAUUUGGUCGUGUUGGGGACAUUCUUGAUGGCAUUAUAAGUGCUAAUAUGGAUGAGGAUAGUGGUAAGUUCGAGCUGGAAGAGAGUUUGGAUGAUUUCAUGGCAAUGUACGUAGCCGGCAACUCCACCACCAGUACAACACUGCUAUGGUGUAUAGGAGAACUAGCCAGAAAUCCAGAUGUCAUGGACAAGCUGGUGAAUGAGAUAGACGGAGUAUGGGCAGGAGCUCAUAUAGACAGCCACACUGAUCCCAGUUUCAUUGGAGACACUCUCAAACAGAUGCCGUAUCUUGACGCGUUUCUAAAGGAGGUGUUACGGGUUCACCCUGCAGUGACCCACAUCAAAAGGAGGGCUUCCAGAGAUGUAGAAAUUUUUGGCUACAAAAUUCCCUCACAAACGUGUGUGAUGAGUAGUCAGUGGGUCAUGCAGCACUUGGAACAAUAUUGGCCUGAUCCUGAGAAGUUUCAACCAGAACGGUUCCUAACAUCAACUCCUACACCUUACACCUACCUUCCCUUUUUUUUGGGGCCACGGCAAUGUAUCGGGAAGAACUUUGCUAUUCUGCAACUCAAGUGUUACCUCUGUGAAAUUUUGGGUAGAUUUGAGAUAGAAAUUGAUCCGAAAUCACCAUUGAAGCAGAGAUCAGGCCAAAAAUUGGUCUGUUUCCCUAUUGACAACUCCUUCAAUUUCAAGCUUAGAUUUUAAGAGCUGUUUGUUCAUUUCACAUUACUGAGCUGCACUUUUACCUUCACAUUCUAGAAACAUUUGAUAACCAUGACGAUAUAUUAAAGAUAUAGUAUAGUAGAUUUGAUACAAAGUACCAAAUCUUUUCGAUUUAUAAACAAGAUUAUAAACAAGUCGUUAGAUACAAUCUACAAUUAUUGUCAAUCAUGCUACACACUGUUGCAUUUUUUUGGUGUUUUGAUUCUCAUAUUAUAUUAUAUGAUUUUUCUGAUAAUAUAUAUAUGGUUCAGCUUGUCAUUAACUACUGUGACAACUGUAUUAUGUUUAAAUACUAUUUUCUGUUAAAUUUAACUCGAUUAAUGAAUU